Babesia microti strain RI is the source of this 1809-nucleotide messenger RNA. RefSeq names its product protein phosphatase 2 (formerly 2A), regulatory subunit A. Gene Ontology annotation, cellular component: protein phosphatase type 2A complex; cytoplasm. The record is from RefSeq and is a predicted model, not a curated record. Gene Ontology annotation, biological process: protein dephosphorylation. Gene Ontology annotation, molecular function: protein phosphatase regulator activity. Lineage: Eukaryota; Apicomplexa; Aconoidasida; Piroplasmida; Babesiidae. The coding region runs from base 1 to 1809 and encodes 602 amino acids. The transcript is spliced from 7 exons.
AUGUCUGAUCUCGACGAUCCUGCUAGUCUUAUCCUCUUUAAAACGCACUUUAAACAUGACCCCGAAGAAGCACUAAGUAAAGUACAUUUAGUCGCUUUUGAUUUGGGUCCUGAGACCUGUAGGAGUAAAUUAGUACCGCUAUUGUUUGAAUAUCAGAAAAGUGGCGACGAUCUCAUUAAAUACUCUAUCGCUAUCGCAUGGAAAACUGUUUCUAAAUUUGUGGGAGGAGGACUGUAUUUUAAACCAAUUCUCCUGAGCCUUGAACACAUUCUAUCACAAGAGGAGCCUUUCGUCAGGGAAAAAGGCAUUGAAACUUUUUUGGAGAUAAUACACGAUAACAAGAGCUUCACCUGCCCCGCAAUUCAAAUAUCGCUCAUAAAUGACACCGUAUGCCCAAUGCUUAAACGCCUGGCUAAUGACGACUGGUUUGCUGCCCCUAGUUCCGCUUGCUGUUUAAUACCCAAAGUUUAUCCCUUGGCUUCCCCCCAAAAUCAAGCUGAUCUAUUGCAAUGCUAUCAUCACAUGUGCGAAACAACAUUCGUACUGGUUAAACUGGCCGCGUCAAGAAACUUGAAGGAUCUGUUCAACCAUAUAGAUAUUGAAGACGCAAUAUCUCUCUUCUGGCUUGCACUAAAAAAUAUCGCUAACGACACGCAAGAUCGGGUGCGAAUUGAGGCUUUGGAAUCGUGUAUUUCAUUCGGCAAAAGAUGCACAAAUGAACAAAAUGAAUCAUUCAACAUGCCAAUCCUAAAGGAUGCGAUGCAGGAUCAAUCCUGGAGAGUUCGUAAGCAAUCUUCUUCACUUUUGAAGCAGAUUUAUUCCACAUUUGGUGCCAAACUUGUCGAUACCCACCUAUCUGGUCAUAUAUGCCAAUUAAUGAACGAUAAGGUGGAAUGGGUGAGGUCACAGGCUAUAGAAUCCUUUGUUCAGUGUGCUAAAAUACUAGAAUCAGAGUCUAUAGAAUUAUAUAAAAAGCAAAUUAUGAUGUUGCCUGUGGAUGCUAAUCCAGAGAACAGGAAGCACGCCGUUUCAAUCCUUGCCAUUAUCGCACAGGACUUAAAUAUUUGUCGGGUCUAUAUAAAGUCCAUUUUGAAUAUUUUGAUAAAUGACAACCAUCAUACAGUGAAGUUAGCACUGUUGAACUCAUUGAAUCUUUUUCAAGGGGAGUUGGCAAUUGAAGAUGAAAUUAUUCAUAGGCUCCUUAAUGAACUAAAAACAAGCACAUCAUGGCGCGUGAGGUUGUCACUUGUUAAAGAGAUUGAGGUGCUGAUCAAAGAGAGAAUUAUUAAUUAUAAUUUUUCGGGUAUCAUCCUGGAGCUGCUACUGGACCAUGUAUAUAAGGUUAGAAUUUCUACAAUCGACAUCCUGAGCAAACUGAAAGACGUGUCAAAUUGGGAUUGUAAGGAGCUUUUUAAUAAUUUGUGUGUUGCACUCGAGAAUAACAAGUUGCCUCCCGCAAUACAGCAAGCAUGCGGGCAUCAGGGAUCGCUUAAUUAUAAACUAAGAAUUACAAUAAUUAAAGCCCUCACAGUGUUGCAUGACCAGGAUGAAUAUGCUGUUAAAGUUUUAAAUCUCGCAGUCAAAGAUCCCGUACCAAACGUAAAAACGGCAGCUGAGGAGGCUCUUGAGUUCAUCUGCUCUGGAAACAACUGCGCCAAAGAUACUCCUGGUGAACCGAUCAGUCAAUUGACAGAUAAAUUUAAUAUGCUAACUGUCAAGUAUUCGGAUGAAAGUGCGUGUAGUUCUGUAGCUUCUACACAAAUUAUGAACACCGUGAGUGGGGAUUCGGGUGAAAUGAUAGCAGAGUAG